UUAAGCAAAAUUCCAGUUGUGUUUCAACAACAAACUACUUUUUCCCACUUAAACAAAAAAAAAAACAAAAAAAAUAUAUAAAAAUAAAAACUUCCUCCUCUCAAUUUAUCGAGGUCGAAUCUUCCUCCGCCGCCCAACUUUCCCAUCUCGCACCAAAAUUCCCCCAAUUUCCACCAACAAUGCCGCUAAAAACACCGGCGGGUUACGGCGGCACCACCGUCACCGCCGCCCAAAUCGACCCGCAAACCUCCAAAUACCUCACCCUUACCUCCCGCCCUGUACCCCAGACCUCCUCCCAACCCCUGUACCCAACUCUCAACUCCCAAACCGUGUACCCGACGAGUCGCCCAUGGCCCGAGAUCUUCUCCCUCACCUCCUUCUCCGUACCCUACAACUACGCCGACGCAAUUGCACGAAUCAAGCGCAACACCGCCUACUUCCGCGUCAACUACGUCAUGGCGACGCUCUUCAUCGUCUUCUGCAGCCUCCUCUGGCACCCGAUCUCUAUGAUCGUCUUCCUCAUCGUCCUCGUCGCCUGGCUCGCCCUCUACUUCUUCCGCACCACCCCCGUUGUUCUGUUCAAUCAGAGCUUCGACGACAGGGUCGUCGCCGUCGUGCUGGGAUUGGUCACUGUCGUGGCGCUGGUAUUCACUCACGUGGGUUUAAACGUGCUGGUGGCACUGAUCGUCGCCGUCGUGGUUAUUGGGCUCCACGCGGCGUUUCGCGUGACGGAAGACUUGUUUCUCGACGAGGAGACCGCCGCGGAAAAUGGGUUGGUCUCGGUUGUUUCUAGCCAGCAGACCCUCCCCCCGCCGACUUCUUACACCCGGAUUUGAGUUGGACCCGGUAAAAUCGGGUUUUCGGGAUAAUUCGGAUUUACAGUUUACUGAGGGGGUUGGAUAUUUUUUACCUGGAAAAUUGGAAUUUUUUGGUUUUUGGAGGGCUGUGAUGCAAAUUGUAGAGAGAAAAUGUAGCGAUUGCAGUGGCAAAGGUGUUUGAUUGUUUGUGUUUUUUGUUUUUGAUGUCAAAUGGUUGGUAAAGUUUCGUCAUCACUACUUCUGUAACAGUUUGUGGUGUAUUUUCUAGUAUAUUCGGUGUAUAUUAUACUUCGUGAAUGCUUCGGAGCAACAUAAAAUUGUCGUUCGAAUUCUUGUUCUGUUAAAUAUAAAAAUAUUAUGACGAUUAUGUUUUAUUACGA
Messenger RNA from Malus domestica (apple), 1198 nucleotides. Its product is annotated as PRA1 family protein E. Gene Ontology annotation, biological process: vesicle-mediated transport. Lineage: Eukaryota; Viridiplantae; Streptophyta; Magnoliopsida; Rosales; Rosaceae. The record is from RefSeq and is a predicted model, not a curated record. Gene Ontology annotation, cellular component: Golgi apparatus; endoplasmic reticulum.